Messenger RNA from Pyrus x bretschneideri (Chinese white pear), 4256 nucleotides. RefSeq names its product lysine-specific demethylase JMJ25. The record is from RefSeq and is a predicted model, not a curated record. Gene Ontology annotation, biological process: regulation of transcription by RNA polymerase II. The transcript has 13 exons. The coding region runs from base 311 to 3334 and encodes 1007 amino acids. Gene Ontology annotation, molecular function: histone H3K9 demethylase activity; transcription coregulator activity; chromatin DNA binding. NCBI's taxonomy places the organism in Eukaryota, Viridiplantae, Streptophyta, Magnoliopsida, Rosales, Rosaceae. Gene Ontology annotation, cellular component: chromatin; histone deacetylase complex.
GCAGAGUAGUAACCUGACCAGAUUAUCUUGGAUGUUGAUUUCUUGAAUCUGACCUGAUUCACGAUUUCGAGACCAAAUGGGACUCCUUCUUCCCCUCUAAUUACGGAAUAUGCCCCUCAAAACUCAAUCUUUUAGAUUAAGCUCCAUCUGUUUCUCUCAAUAAAUACGAAAAAAGUAAAAUUCCCAAAACCCCUAAAAAUAAUCCCUUUCCUUUCUCAAAAGCCCCUUGCUUUGUCUCUCUUUUCUCAGUCGCCAUCGUUUUCCCGAGAAAAUUAGAUAUUUUCCGGGAAAAUCAGAUCAAUUUUGUGGAAUGGGCGAGGAGGGUGCGCUGCCGGACCAUCUGCGGUGCGGCCGGACGGACGGCCGGAAAUGGCGGUGCAAGCGGAGGGUCAUGGACGACAUGAAGCUCUGCGAGAUUCACUAUCUCCAAGGCCGUCACCGUCAGUUCAGAGAGAAAGUCCCCGAGUCACUCAAGCUCCAGAGGACGCCCAAAAACGCGGGGGACAAAGAUCAAAACGGCAGCGGCAACGGCGGCGGAGUCAAAAUUAGGGCACGGAAAGUGGAGAAUUUGGUGAAGCUGCUGAAGCGGAAGCGAUCCGACGAGGCGGUGAAGAAUUGCAAGAAGAAGAAGCGGAAGGUGAAGUUGAAGAAGAGUGAGUUGAAUUUGGAGCUCAUACGGAUGGUGCUGAGGAGGGAGGUCGAGAAGCGGAACCAGACGACUACGAAGAAGAAGAAUGUUGUGGAGGAGGAGAGUGAGGAUGGUGAUGAGGACGACGAUGACGGCGGCGGUGAUUUCACCAGAGACUUGCCUAAUGGCCGAAUGGCAAUCUCUUCAUCUUCCUCGCAGUCGCCGAGGCUAAGGUCCGGCAAUGCAGGUUCCAAUUCGUCUUCUGAUGGGAAGGUCGGGGCUGAUUUGCCUCCGGUUGCUACGCGGCGGAGGUGCUUUCGGUCAAAGAACAUCGAGCCAGUUCCUGCUGGCACAUUGCAGGUUCUUCCAUAUAAUGUGGGGAGGUUGAGGAAAGGUAAGAGGAGAAGGUGCCAUUGGUGUCGAAAAAGAGGGAGCGGUGUUUCUUCUGCUCUAAUUAAGUGUUCGAGUUGCCAGAAGCACUUCUUUUGCUCGAAUUGCAUCAAAGAAAGGUACUUUGAUACAAAGGACGAAGUCAAAAUGGCAUGCCCAGUCUGUCGAGGAACUUGCCCCUGUAAGGAAUGCUCUGAAAAUCAAUCAAAAGAAGCGGAAAGUAAGGAUUAUUUGGGGGUUAAGAAUAAAGUUGAAGUAAUACUACAGUUCCAUUAUCUGAUUUGUAUGCUUCUUCCCGUGCUAAAACAAAUAAACCAAGAUCAGAAAGUUGAGCUAGAAGCAGAGGCAAAAAUGAGAGGGGAAAAGCUAUCUGAAGUUCAUAUCAAGCAGGCUGAAUAUAGCUGCAACGAACAACACUGCUGCAAUAAAUGCAAAGCUUCAAUAGUGGAUCUCCAUAGAAGCUGCCCAAAUUGUUCCUAUAACCUUUGUCUAAGUUGCUGUCGAGAUCUUUUAGGUGGGAGCCUUUUUGGUGGUAUAAACACAACUCUCAUGAAGCAGGCUAACAAAAAGAAAACUUGCGUCUCUCGUAAGGGGCAACUUGUAAAGAAGCCAAUAACCACCCAUAAGCAAAGUUUCCGCAGUUCGUACCCUUCUUCUGCAUCAGUACCUAGCUUGAAAUCUUGUAAUGCUGUUAAUGGUAUAUCUUGCCCACCCAAGGAGCUUGGAGGUUGUGGUGACAGCCUCCUUGAUUUGAGAUGUGUUUUUCCAUUAAGUUGGAUCAAAGACCUAGAAGUAAGUGCAGAAGAAAUAGUAUGCAGCUAUGAAUUUCCAGAAACUGCUGACAUGUCUUUGUGCUGUCCACUAUGUUUGGGAGUGGACCAGAAAACUGAUGGGAUUCAACAGUUGCAAGAAGCUUCAGUGAGAGAGAACUCAAACGAUAACUACUUGUACUACCCAACGCUGUUGGGCACAAAUGGUGAUAAUGUUGAGCACUUUCAGAAGCACUGGAGUAAAGGUCAUCCUGUAAUAGUCCGAGAUGUACUUCAAACUACAUCAGAUUUGACUUGGGAUCCAGUGUCCAUGUUCUGCACUUAUCUUGAAGGGAGCAUUGCUAGAUAUGAGAAUAACACAAAUUCAAAUGAAGCUAUCCACUGCUUGGAUUGGUGCGAGGUGGAACUUGGAAUCAGGCAGUAUUUCAUGGGUUCAUUAAGGGGGCAGGCCCAACGAAAUGUAUGGAAUGAGACACUGAAGUUGAAGGGUUGGCUUUCUUCGCAGUUGUUUCAGGAACAAUUUCCGGUUCAUUACGCUGAAGUAAUACGAGCUCUACCACUUCAAGAAUACAUGAAUCCCAUGUCUGGUCUUUUAAAUCUUGCUGCUAGGAUGCCACAAGAAAUCCCAAAACCUGAUCUAGGUCCGUGUGUUUAUAUAUCAUACGGCUGCACUGAGCAACUUGUACAAGCUAAUGCAGUGAUGAAGCUAUGUUAUGACUCAUAUGAUGUGGUUAACAUUUUGGCACAUACAUCAGAUGUCCCUAUCUCUGAUGAACAAGUUUCAAAAAUAAGAAAGUUACUGAAAAAGCACAAGGCUCAAUAUCAGAGGGAGGUUUCUAGGGUUACUUGUGAACAAUUUGUGGCAAAAAAAGACAAUGGAGAAUCAUUAUUGUUUAGUGAAACCAUGAAAGAAGCAGGGCUACAUAAUGUGAUCGGAGAGGAGAUGCAUUUACGCAAAAGAAUUGCUAGAGAGUCUUGCUUCUCCACGCAUGAAGCAUGCACAGAUGCUGAUACAUCUGAUUCUGAUACUGAUUCUGAAGCCACACUAAGUAGCUCUGGGAGACUUCAUGAUGCUGAAACAUCUAAAGAUACAAAGUGUGAGGUUCUGGUCGACAGCUGCAAUAGCUAUGAAAAGCAAACCUUGGACAAGUCUUGUGGUGCCCAAUGGGAUGUGUUUCGCAGACAAGACGUCCCAAAACUUAUAGAAUAUCUCAGAAGGCACUCUAAUGAAUUCGCUCGUAAAUUUGACUUUCAUAAGCAUGUUGUUCAUCCCAUUCUUGAUCAGAGUUUCUUUCUAGACUCAAGUCACAAAUUAAGGCUCAAGGAGGAAUUUAAAAUUGAGCCUUGGACUUUCGAGCAACACAUAGGAGAAGCUGUUAUCAUACCUGCUGGAUGCCCAUAUCAGAUUAGGAAUUCUAAGAUAAGUUUAUUGUUUCCGCCAAUUAUCACAAUAUUGGACAUUCUGUUUCUUUUGACAUGCAGUCUUGUGUGCAUGUGGUGCUGGACUUUGUAUCACCCGAAAAUGUUGCCGAGUGCAUCCAGUUAACUGAUGAAGUCCGUCUGCUUCCAGCAGACCAUAAAGCAAAAGUUGACAAGCUAGAGGUGAAGAGAAUGGCCCUUAAUAGUAUUAGUUCAGCAAUCAAAGAAAUACGUGAGCUUACUUGUGCAAUGUAAGUGCCCCUGCUGAGGAAGACAUUUAUCUCCUCGUGCUUCCAACAUUUAGCACCUGCAGAAUUUUCAGAAAAAAUAAAACAAAUGGAGAUUCUUCCUUGGACAUGUCAAGAUGUUGCAUGACAGUUGGGAUUUUAAACGAUUGUCGAGUAUCCGCUGCCUGUUUGUAAAUGUUGCGUUGCUGAGGCUCUAGGUCCCCAAAUUGUUGGACUCUAUCCAUAUUCAAAUAAAAGGUAAUGGUUAGAUGAUCACGGCUAUAUCUUCAAGGAACAUCUGGAAACUUCAUCAGCUGUAGAUCGUGGAGAGGCUACUUUCAUUUGUUUUGAUUCUAUAAUACAGAGAGGUGUAUAUACAUUCUUCAUUUGUUGCGGUUGCGAUAAAAGAGCUAAGCGUUAUUGUUCCUUCCCAGCAGAGAACAAGAAGCAGAAGGAAUGGGAAGCAUUGAUCUUACAUCAGACGGGAAUGUUUCUCGAAACCCUGCUUCAUUACCCAGCAAGUAGCGUCUGAGUACAUGCUGGUAUAAUUUCAUUUCACGACAUAUAACCAUGAUGUUUUCCGAUCCUUUAUGGCAUAGAACAUUCGAGUCUGAGUCACUACUGAACGCUUUUCGGAUGGCACGAGAACUAGCGAGCGAAAACUAACUUUUCGAGUGUAGCUAUUGUAGCUUUUAAUGGUCAAGUCAUUAGGGUAACGGUUUCGUCUAUUCCGUACGUUUUUGUUCACUCUAUUCCUCGUAACUAGCUGUUUUUGUUCACUCUAUUCCGUUGCAUUGAAAUCUUGCGAUUUGAUUGAUUCUA